AUAUGAUAUAUUUGUCUCUCGAGUCCAUUAUAUGUGAGUUUAAUGUCUAAUAAUUGUGACGACGAGUUGCUUCCCAUCCUAUCGGUGGGCAAUGAGACAGAAGGGCCGUCAGUCUCCACAAGACUCUCAACAAGUGAUGAGAUUACUGUUGAAACUGUGAACAGAGGCAGUAGUGGACAGUCGUCUCAGACUACAUGUUCGGCCGCUAUAUUCCUGACGGUCAACGCAACCCUUGGCGCCGGACUUCUUAAUAUUCCGCACGCUUUCAACGAUUCCGGAGGAAUAUUCUGUUCACUCAUUGUUCAAACUGUUUUCGUGAUUUUAAUAAUCGGUUCGCUAUUACUGCUGACGUAUUGCACAGACAUAUCAAACGCCACGUCCUUCCAAGAAGUGGUGUUUGCCUUUUGCGGCCCAAAGAGUCAACAUUUGUGUUCAUUGGCUAUUAUCCUGUAUUCUUACGGCUCUUGUAUUACAUUUGUUAUUAUAAUUGGCGAUCAAUUCGACAGAAUCUUCCUCUCCCUCUAUGGCCCUAAUUUCACUGAUUUAUGGUAUAUGAGGCGUAGCUUCACAAUGACGGCUACCUGUGCUCUACUCGUCACUCCACUGUCUUUCUCCAAGAGAAUCUCAUUCCUGAAGAACGCCAGACUGAACCCGACACUUGGACUGAAGUAUUUUAUAUCGCACCUGUGCUUUGCUUUGCAUAUCAGGUUCGUGUCAAUUAAGUUGGAUUCCCACCUACACUGGAAUGAAGUACAGGAGCGGUUCCACUAGAAUUACGCUGACAAUCAUUAUCUCGAUAGUGAUUUGCUACCUCUCCUACACCCUCACAGCUAUCUUCGGAUUAAUUACAUUCGGUUCCGAUUAUAUAGAAAAUGAUUUGAUGUCCAACUAUGACGCCAACCAUUUGUUUGUAUUGUUUGCAAUCAUCAUAUUAAUUGCAAAGACUAUAACUGUGUAUCCGUUACUACUAUUUUGCGGACGAGUAGCUGCCGAAGACUUUAUACAAAUAAUGGGCCGAAUGUUUUGCUCAAGUGUUGCCAUUUGUGAUAACGCUUCCCGUUAUGAGCCCUUACGAAGAGCUCUCAUUGUAUUGAUUUGGAUUUUCACAACCAUUUUAAUAGCCAUUUAUGUGCCUAACAUAACAAUAGCCAUACAAUUCUUGGGAUCAUUCGCCACACUCUUUGUGUUCAUAUUUCCCGGACUGUGUUUUCUAAACGCGAUUCUCAUAAAAGACAAGAAUUUGCAUUUACUUAAAUACAGAAUUUAUAUUUUUAUUGCAUCUCUUUAUAUAGUUUUAGGCGUUUUCAUAUUCGGACUCACAUUAACUCAAACUAUAAACAAAUAUUUAUUUAAAUUAUAAAAACCCAAAAGAUGGAUAAAAUUCAUGGAAAUAAUGAUCAUGUUUUCUAAAAAGAG
Molecule: messenger RNA, 1416 nt
Organism: Oppiella nova
Lineage: Eukaryota; Metazoa; Arthropoda; Arachnida; Sarcoptiformes; Oppiidae
Source: the annotation of a GenBank genome assembly